AGUUGAACCACGUAUAGCUUCACUAUCUGCGUCAUUCAUCCAUCCCCCGUUUCGGGAUAUCUCGAAUUUGGCGAGAGAAUGUGUCUUCUUUUCAAAUAACCUAUCCAUCGAAGGCAGGCGGAGCGGUGGAUAGGAUGGCUUUCUUCGUAGCUGACCAUUCUGAUGGAGUUCUUUGGAUUGGUGAGGACUCGACCUCCCGUUCCGGCCAUGGCCGCCUCGUCUCCGUUCACGAACAAACGGCGGUAUCGGUGGCCCCGGCGACGGCACUGGUGGGGGUGGGAAGGCGGCGGCUGGAUCGCGGGAACUGAGGAGAGAACGGAAGAGCAGAGGGGGAAGUUGGGGCGGAUAUCCGAUGGUUGGGCGUGGAGGGUCUCCCGUGUUUCGCGACCCACUGCGGUUGGCUGGAGGUUUUCGCUGUGCUAAUUAGGGUAAAGCCAGUUUUCCCUUCCAAGGCAUCCCCCUCCAAACGUAAAUAAGGCACCGAUCCUCCCUGCCUUCCCUUUUCUUUUCUGUUCCAGAGGAGAGAAGAAAAGGGAAGAAAAUGUGGGAGUCGAAAAAUAAGAAAAGAGAUCUUUUUUCUCCACUUUCUACCAUGCCAUUGUUCAAUUAGCUCUUAAUCAUCCUCUGUCGAGAUCAUCGGAUAGUUUUUAUCUGGACUUGAUCCAGACAUCAUUAAAUGGAUUCUGCACGGGGGAGUGCAUAUAUAGAACAUGCAAGCACACAUCUUGAGACAGGAACUGUUAGAGGUGAUGAACUGCCUAAGCCUGGAAAUGAGCCCAUAAUCGAUGAAGAUGCACGAUGCUCAUCGUCCUCUUCCUCGGAUACUUCAUCGGAGGAAGAUUUCUUCCAACUAGAUGCAAUUGAGCUAAGCAAGGCAACAGCAACACAUGAUGAGAUGCCAGGCAACAACUUAAGGCCUCCUCAACAUGGAGCAAAUGCUCAGUCAGAAGCAGCAGUUAUAGGCUCGGCUGGUAAACAGGAAGUGAAAAAUAUAAGUCAGGAUGAGAGUAUGUUUGUUGGAUCAGUACAGGCAGGUCAGGUGCCAUCAGAAACACCAUUCUAUCCAUAUCCUAGUCCUGGAUCAGAUUAUGUUGGAGCAAAACAGCCCCCUCCGGUCCAGGUGAUGGGGAAAUCAGAUGGUUUUGAUCCCAACAGGAUCCCAUCUUCCAUUUUCAUGAGGACCAAGUCUACGGCACCCAUGGAAUGGAGUGUGGCUUCUAAUGAAUCAUUGUUCAGUAUCCAAAUGGGAAGGUCUGGAGACCUGACUGGCUUCUACAAUGGCCAAUGGGAUGGUUAUCCACCCAUUUCUCCUUUACCUGUCUCUAGUCCAGCGAAAAGUGCAGGCACAGGACUGGGUUUAGAGGAGCCCAGCGUGGCUGAAGCAGCAAAUGCUGAGGCCAUGAAGGAUGUUUUAAGGGCAGCUGCAGAAGAAAAGGGCAACCCUUUGGCUGGGGGUAUGCCUCAUUGUGAUAGCAAGCGUUCUGAUAGCAGUGUUAACAGCUACCGCUCUUUUGCAUUUCCGAUCUUGACAGAUGGAAAAAACGAGUCCAUAAAAGUUGAAUCAGUGCAUCAGCGUACACCAAAGGAGCAGCCAGGGCGACCUCAGCCACAGACUGAGUCUCCCAAAGCAGUUCCUGGUGCUGCACAAAACAAAUGGUUUCCAUGCUUUUCCUGUUGCUCAUUUUGUUGCUGAAUUGUUUCUGCUGAAUCCAUAUUGGCAGUUGAGCUGUGAGGGGACGUGCGAAGGUGGCGUUACGCCUUAAUAUCCUCAAAGCUACCAAAAAGGAUGGAAGGAGACUCAGAUCAGCUGCAAAUGGAAGUAUCGAAAGAGUAAAUCCUUCGCCCUUGGGCAAUGAUGGCUACACUCAGGUGAGUUCUGCACAACUCAUGUACACAGGCAGAUGGCCUCCAGAGCGAGUUUUGGUUUCAGAGUUUCCUGCUUAUCUGAUCUGUGUAAUUGUGGCUGAUGCAUCUAGUUGUUUGUUUCCUUGAGUACAGUGGCUUCGGGUGUUCACCCUCAUAUUUGCUGUCCAAAGCCACAGUUGCACUAUGAAAAAAUAUUUGCAUGCUAGUUUUUGUGAUCAACGAACUUUUUUUCUUUUGGCCUUUUUCUUC
Molecule: messenger RNA, 2115 nt
Organism: Phoenix dactylifera (date palm)
Lineage: Eukaryota; Viridiplantae; Streptophyta; Magnoliopsida; Arecales; Arecaceae
Source: RefSeq, a predicted model, not a curated record